AUGAAGCAGUCAUUCGACAAAUAUCCUACAAUUGCUGACGAUACUCACUCACUGUCAGCUCACUUUUAUCUGCCCGCAGCCACAGGAAUACAAGCUGGCAGCUGCUUAAGAUUGUUUGUGCUACUUUCAAAGAUUGUUUGCUGUGUUUGUAAUGGUCAGUGUCACACUGGAGCAUUAUCCCAGUUGUUUACAGGUGUUUCAGUGUUAAUUAGGCGUCCAUUUUCUUUGUUACUUAAAGUGUAUUUGGAACUUUCUUCUUUUGUAGCUUGUCAUGAAGCACAUGUAGCAUUUUCUAAAUUGUGUAUGUGA
Messenger RNA from Candidula unifasciata, 309 nucleotides. The record is from the annotation of a GenBank genome assembly. NCBI's taxonomy places the organism in Eukaryota, Metazoa, Mollusca, Gastropoda, Stylommatophora, Geomitridae.